Cyprinus carpio (common carp) is the source of this 2225-nucleotide messenger RNA. Its product is annotated as protein FAM163A-like. The coding region runs from base 376 to 828 and encodes 150 amino acids. Lineage: Eukaryota; Metazoa; Chordata; Actinopteri; Cypriniformes; Cyprinidae. The transcript has 3 exons. The record is from RefSeq and is a predicted model, not a curated record.
UAAUCUUCUCUGAUGCUUCAUCUGAGCGCGCGCGUCUCCUCCAGUCUCUCCGCGCGCAGGGAGUAACUCCUCCUUUCGGUAACGUAUUUCUGUUGUUGUUCUUGCACGGGCAUUACCGCACGCCUGGGAGAUCCUGACAGGUGUGGAGAACAAGUUUUUAUUCCCAUUUUGUGGAAAUAACCGGGUGAGAGAUGGUGUGAUCGAGCCAAACAUACAGACGUUCACUGAAGUGCCAUCUUGCGGACAUUGUGACAUUGCACCCGAAGUAAUGGAGCUCAAAGUGGUCAUUUGGCAUGCUCACCUGACACCUGUACAAGUGUUCUGACAGUCAGUCUGUGUGUGUUCGCGUCUAGAGUUUCAUGGAUAUCCGGUCGGAUGACAGCUGGAACUGUGGUUAUAACUGGAGGAAUACUCGCGACGGUGAUACUCCUGUGUAUCAUUGUCGUGCUCUGUUACUGUCGACUUCAGUAUUAUUGCUGUAAGAAGAAUGGAUCCGAUCCAGAUGCUGUUUGCUCACAACCCCAGUUUGCCUGCAAUGCAUGCAGCACAUCUAGGUUGGAUGGGAUCGCCUCUAACCCGCUCUCCCUGUCGCCGGAGCCCACGCCACCGCAGAGCUUCUGCCCCACCUGCUCCUCAUACAGCUCUCCGUUUUACAUCAGUGCCAUGGACAAAACGCGGAACGGGGCUGAGCGGAUCACUUACAUGCCGUCCCACUAUGACAGCCCGUGCCUGUCUCUCACCCUUCCUUCUUUGCACAGUGCAUCGCUGAGCUCUCGAAGCCAUCCGGACCUCUACUCCAACACACGUGCCAUAAGCACUGAUGUCUGAUCAGUGACGUCCACCGAAGUCACCCCUACUGUUUCUUCUGUGUACAAAACAGAGUGAAUGGGGACAGCGCGUACUCAGUUUUUACAUUUUAUCUGUCUAGCAGUAAAUUGAAAUCGAUAAUGUUUUAUAGAAAAUGACAUAAAUUGGUUGAUUAAUCUGUAUUUUUGUCUUGUUUUUAAAUCUAAGCAUACUUAAAAUAAGAUAAAUGCACUUGAGAAGCAAAGGCUUAUUUUUCUUAAAUCUUGAAUUUGUUUUUAUGUUUAAUUUUUUCCUGUUAUUUUAGUAGACUUCACUAAACUAAAAGUUAGAUUUGUGCUAAAUCAAGAAAAAAAAUGGCCAUUUUCAAAAAAAAUGGACAAAAGUGAACAAUGAAAUAAAAUAAUGCAAUGAAAAUAAACAAAUAAACAAUUAACAUUAAAUAACGUAAAUUAGAUAAACAACAUAACUAUUCUCUGAAGAUAAGUUUUAACAUCUUACACUUUUUCAAAAGGUGUUUAAAUGUUUUUAGGGAAAACAAAACAAAAAUACAGAUUUCAAGGCAUUCUGGAAAAUAAUUAUUUUCUAGAGUGAAGGGCUAAAACUAGCGAAAACAAUCUGCCGGUUUUCAAAAGCAAUGAACAAAAAUAAAUAAAUAAAAUAGAACAAAAACAACAAUGAAAUAAAAAUAAACAAAAUAGUUAUUCUUUGAAGUUUUAACAUCUUAUGCUAUUUGAAGGUGUUGUCAAGACAAAAAUUCUGACUGAGAAAAAACAACUUGCAGCGAAGGGUAAGGGCUCCUGGUUUUCUAAGCAGCCUUCAAAAACUGGGCUUCCUGUAAUGGGCUAAUGUAUGAGGGCUAUCCUACACAAGAACAUUUUGUUAUUGUGCCACAAUAAAACAUUUUAUUUCAUUAUUUCAUUUUUUUGCAAUUCCACUUGGUGGCGCCAGAGGUGCAAAAAUCACACACUUGAUCUUUAAUUAAAAGAUCUCUAUGCAAGAUCAGUGUAAUCUGUAAUAACAAGGGGUCUGAGUGUCUAAUUAGUCCAUGAUGAGAUGUUUGAGGUAAUUUAGUGAUGUGUUUAUGAUACACUUUCUUUUUAUUACAUGCAAAAGUUUGAAUAUGGUUCUGUUUGCUUGUAAACCUGGUUUCACCAAACUUUUAUUAGCCAAACAGUGGCUCAUGUUUAGUUAAGGGUAAUGUGUUCCUCUUUUGCGUGUCCAGCCGACUUGUUUGAGUUCAUUUGUUAUGCUCGAUCAUGAAUAUCUGUCAAUGACAAAGAUAUGAUGAUAACUAGUAGCAACUGUUACUUUCUAUGUGAAGAAAAAUAUUUUUUACUGUAGUGUCUUUAGACUGUUUAAAACAUUAGCAGUGUUUUUCAAAUGAACCAGUGAGCAAAUAAAGAAAUAAAUUAAGAAUA